AUGACUAUGCUACGAUCUCUUCCAUCCGGGUACCGGAUUACAGAGAAAAUCAGUGACGGCCCUUACGAUACCCUUUAUCUAGGGACCAACGCUAAGUACAAAGACUUGGUGGUAUUUAGGCAUAUCGUUCUUCCAGAGGCCCGCCGCACACGGACUGAGCUAGUGCACUCGCAGACAACCCUCGUCCCUGCUCUGAGGCAUCCUCACAUUAUACCACAACUACAGACAGAGCAGGCACCCAAUAAUGAUAUUAUUACAACCACUCCCUAUUAUGAAAACGGAUCUCUUCAGUUACUGAUCAACGUUCUUAAAAAAGACAGAAAAAGGGUAAGCAAAAGCUGUUUCUUUUCUUAUACCUAUCAGCUGCUAACAGCCCUUUCUUAUUUGCAUUGCCCAAGGAAGGACGAGACAUAUCAAGGACCAACUGGCACCACCAUCUCCAUCAAGAGGGUGGUACACGGGGCCAUUAGACCAGCCUCUGUGUUGAUUGAUAAUAAUGGGAAGAAGGUCAUCCUCGGGAACAUGACACACUGCCAGGAAAUCACUAACUCUACUCUUACCGUUAAGCUGGCAGCAACAGGAGUUAACGUAUACUAUUCGUCUCCAGAGCAAGUCAAGGGGAUGCCUCUCUCAGAGACAACAGACAUCUGGAGCCUCGGCGCGACCCUCUAUGAGUUCUUUACUCUAACACCUCUGACUUACCUAUCCCAAUUAGAGUCAGCCGGGAAGCUAAUCAUGGACUCACCAGACAGGAAGUAUCCCCCGAAUCCUGACUUGUCAGUGAUCACAGAUAAGGAUGUGCGGUUCCUACUUUCCGUCAUGCUCUGCAUGGAUCCUGCAGAGCGCAUCUCUGCCGCGGAACUCUUAACCCUAGACGCCUUCACUCCAUACUUUGAAGCCCCUGACAAACAAGACUUAGUAGAGGACGGGGAGCACGUCAUCUCUCAGUCCGACUUUUUCAUGGCAUAUAGUAAGCCACUUGUCACUAACGAUAUGUUGUCCGGGGACACCGUGAUAGCGCAAGAUGAAAUCUCAAACUCCUGUAUCUCCGUGAGUACAUCUGUCAGCACUGAUUGUGCAAGCACACAACUGAGCCACCAGAGCUACAUGUCUGGAUCCACCACCUCUCAGUCCAAACCAAAGAAGCCGGACGGGUCUCCAUCCAACCUGAUUCCAUCGUCUAGUACAUCUAGUUGUUACCUGUACAGGCCUCCAAAGAUUGUUUAUAAGGAUAUUUGCAAAUGUAUAGCGAAUAAAGAUCUGGAAUCCCUUACGGCCAUGAAGGAUGAGGCAAACACGCUGCCGGCUAAGUACCCCACUAUCCUCUACCUAGCUGCGGAGGCAGGGUGGGUAGACGGCUGCAGAGAAUUUAUAUACCAGGCUGGGCGCCAUGUGCGUCACACAGGACGUGGAUACCUUAAUCCGACUGCGCUAAUGCGUGCUGCACGUAAGGGGGUUGUCGGCACGACACAGCUCCUCGCUGGGAUAGAAAAAGGGCUGCGGGACGAGUACAUGGGGAGAACAGCGUUAAUGCUUGCAGCAGAAAAAAAUCAGACACGUACUGUGGAGAUUUUAAUCAACUAUGAAGCAAGGUUGACAGACAAACACGGCAAUACCGCCCUUAUUCUCGCCACAAUGAACAAUAGUAUUGAAUCUAUCAAGAUCCUCUGUAAGAAAGAAAGCAACAUAGAGAACAGAGCUCGUCAAGUAUCACUUCUCAUUGCGGCCCACAAAGGCAACCUGGAAGCUAUACGUCUAUUGGCACCCUACGAAGCAAAGAACUAUGCAAGCGCCGCCCUUGAUAAAGUCUCCCGUGCAAUUUUUCUUUCAACAGAGACCAAGAGUGAGAUAAUGAACUUUCUUUCUCAGUAUAUUGGCUAUUACAGACUUCAAAGUAAACAAUAG
This is a messenger RNA of Giardia duodenalis, 1905 nucleotides long. Its product is annotated as Kinase, NEK. The coding region runs from base 1 to 1905 and encodes 634 amino acids. Gene Ontology annotation, molecular function: ATP binding; protein binding; protein kinase activity. The record is from RefSeq and is a predicted model, not a curated record. NCBI's taxonomy places the organism in Eukaryota, Fornicata, Diplomonadida, Hexamitidae. Gene Ontology annotation, biological process: protein phosphorylation. The transcript has a single exon.